Messenger RNA from Hibiscus syriacus, 1389 nucleotides. RefSeq names its product G-box-binding factor-like. The coding region runs from base 160 to 891 and encodes 243 amino acids. The record is from RefSeq and is a predicted model, not a curated record. Lineage: Eukaryota; Viridiplantae; Streptophyta; Magnoliopsida; Malvales; Malvaceae. The transcript is spliced from 2 exons.
UCACUUUAUUCUUGAUCCGUAAUUGAAACAAUGAAGCUAAUUGAUCAUCUCUCAGUUUAAAAUUCUGGUUUCAUGUUCAAUAAAUAUCAAAGAAGCUAAGACAACAUAUCAGCCCAACAAGUUUCUGACAGAAACAAGGGAGAUGAGUUAUCUGUAAAGAUGAGUCAGUCUUCUCAAGGGUCGCCCUUCAUGGAUGCCAAUCAACGGAACCAGGUUGUAAAGAUGAGUCAGUCUUCUCAAGGGUCACCCUUCAUGGAUGCCAAUCAAAGGAACCAGGUUGAUGAUUGCAGCGACGGACGACUGAGCAGUGACAACACUGGAAAGAGCUGGCAGCAACGGCAUCAGGAAAGUUAUCAGAGUUCUGAUAAUCUUCAACAACAGCAUCAUCCUAAGGAAAGUUAUCAGAGUUCUGAUCAUCUCCAGCAACAGAAUCAGACUCAAGAAAGUGAUCAGAACUCUGACAAUCUUCAACAAAAGCAUCGACCUAAAGAAAGUUAUCUGAGUUCCGAUCAUCUUAAACAACAGAAUCAGCCUCGGGAAAGUUAUCAAAAUCCUGAUAAUCUUCAACAACAGCAGGCUGUAGUUACAGUUAUACCUUCAGAAGCAUGUGCAGUAAACGAUGAUUCGUCUUUGAUUAACAAAGUUGCUUCAGAUCAGUCGGCUUCUGUUACUGAUCAUUCAAGAGAUGCUCAUCCUAGUGGUUAUCAGAGUUCCCAUUCUCAAACACCAUGGGUUGAGGCUCCUUUGACACAUGAACAGAAUCCCAAUAAUUAUAAUCAUCAUCGUCUUCUACUAUAUCAUGAAGAGCGUGAUAAUUCAACUGAUGCAUGGGGCGAAACUGUUCCUGUAAGGAAAGCUUCAAAUAAACCAAAGUCAAGUUGUUGCCAGUGAUAUAACACUUAUAUUGUCUUCAGAUGCAAGGUGAAAAGCGUAAAAUGUAUCAUGUAUGUGUGUUAAUUUUUAUGUAUAAUAAGCUCAAGAUACAUAAAAAGUUAUCUUGAGAGCAUGUAGGUUGCAUUGAGAGAGCAUCUGUUCUACUUCAGAAAUCAAUGCACUAGUGUGGGUUUUCAGUGCAUGAGUAGCUGACGUUUUUCAUCAUAAGUUUGAUUCAUCCUUCGCUCUAGCCUCUUGCGAUUUGGCGUCAAAUUUCAGCUAUGGAUUCGAGCUGAUGGCUGAUGUGUUCACUCUCUCUGCAUCAUUGAUGAGAUGAACCCCGAUCCUAGUGUACCCAUGCAGUGGUUGGUUGUUUCUCCUGUUUUCUUCUCUCGUUUUGCAGAUGGGUUGGCCAGCUUAGGAUUUGUUGCUGAGGGCUGAUGUGUUCUUGUAUAUUGUUAGAACUCUGUACUUGUUUCUUCUGCAAACCAAAAAUUUUAUUAUGAUUAAAAAAAC